This is a messenger RNA of Microplitis mediator, 1273 nucleotides long. Its product is annotated as methylosome protein 50-like. Gene Ontology annotation, biological process: oocyte axis specification. Gene Ontology annotation, molecular function: protein binding. NCBI's taxonomy places the organism in Eukaryota, Metazoa, Arthropoda, Insecta, Hymenoptera, Braconidae. Gene Ontology annotation, cellular component: methylosome. The record is from RefSeq and is a predicted model, not a curated record. The transcript is spliced from 5 exons. Bases 263 to 1273 code for a protein of 336 amino acids.
UGACUGAUUGGUGAUAAAUUGUCUGGUUAAUUUGAGGUUUUUUGUAAAAGAAGAUGAUGAUUGGAUGACAAUAACAAAGAAUUUGAAUGAUGGACCAAUAGGAGCACUUUGCUGGCAGCAUUAUGCUGGACAAAGCACGAAGCACGUGUUCUUCAUUUGAUUUUAAGAUCUGCUAGCAGGAGUUGCUAAGCGAUAUUUGUAUCUGUUGACGUGAUAUUAGUUUUGAAAUAAUUAUAAUUACAUUUAUUAUUUAUUAGCGACAAUGAGUAACAGUGAUUAUUAUCCUCACCCGAAUACCAAUGCUGAUAUUUAUAGAAAUAUGACAGCUGCUGAUAGACCACCUGUUCCGGACAAACAUAUACAAUUUAUAGCAGUAAAUGAUGACAAAACCAUCGUCGGCGCCAGUAGUUUGACAGAUCGCUACUGGAGCGGAACCGUUUGGUAUUUCAAUGGCCCGACGAAUUACGACAAAAAUGACGCGUACGCUGUCACGAGAACAGAGAGCGGUGUCUGUGACGCUGUUUUUUUAGAUAAUUAUAAAUUUUUGAUUGCCGAAGACAGCGGCGUUCUGCAGGUACUUGAAGUCGUCAAAGCUCCUGAAACUCUUGCUCCUGUACUACAGUGCUCUGGUUACGUAUGCCAGCACGAUGACAGUAUUACUUCCUUGGCUGUUUUUGAUAAUAAAACUCAUUUCGUUACGAGUUCAAUGGACUGCUGUAUAAAAGUAUGGCAAAUAUCUGAUCUGUUAGCUGAAUAUUCAUUUUUAAAUGCGCAUACUAAUUCAAUAACUUGCGUUGAUGUAAUGCCUAAGAAUGAUUGGAUAUUUGGUUCAACUUCGUUGGAUUGUCAAGCAUUUAUUUGGGAUUUGAGACAAUCAAAACCUGCUACAUGUUUACAUAAAAAAGAAGGAAACGGCUUGACAGCAUUAACUUGGGAUAAAAAUAACGAAAAUAUUGUAGCCAUUGGUUCACAAAGCGGAAGCGUUACUUUAAUUGACAUUCGCUCUCCUGACAAUGUAAUCUGCGAGACUCAAAUCUUCCUGCGACCAGUUCAUAGACUUAAAUAUCACCCUGAAAAAAAUAGUUGGCUUGCUGGUUGCUGCGAUGACACGGUUGUUAAAGUGCUGGACCCGACGAAACAUUUGAGUCUAGUUUACCAAGACGACCGGCACAAAGAUUUCGUCCGUGGUCUCGCGUGGCUGCAAGACGAAUUAUUAACUUGCUCAUGGGAUGACACAAUAUUGAAACAUACAGUUUUAUCUGCUGACCAAUAA